CUCGUGAGGAUAAGCGGCUAGGACGGGAUGGAACGUGCACCGUAAUGUCAAUGCAUCGUCGGUAGAGGACUUGAACAAGUUCUGAACGAGGAGUGGGAAUGAUGCUUGUUGGACGUCUCUUCGGAAACGAACGGCGAAUUUUGGAAGGAGGAGGGACAAAAAAGGCGGCGUAAUAUCGCUAACAACAAUAACAGUGGCGUCGCUCCGCUUUCCGACAUCCCGCGAACGCAGCGUCGGCCCAGGGGCGGACAGACGGCUAACCGUGCAAGCAUGGCGGACGACGGAGACAGCGCGACCGCUCCGCUCGACGCCAGCGGCGGCCGGGAGGCGGCGGCGGAGUCCGGCGGCGCGGGGGGCGGGAUGCUGCUGAACGUCGCGGUGGCGCUGGCCGUGCUGGCGGCGUGCGUGGCCCUCUACCGCCGCUGGGCCAGGCGGUUCGCCGAGGACGGGGCGGCCCGCGGCGGCGAGGCCUCGGCGCUGCCCAAGAUGAGGCGGCGGGACCUGACGCUGGAGCAGCUGCGCGAGUACGACGGGCUCCGGAACCCCCGCAUCCUCAUGGCCGUCAACAUGAAGGUGUUCGACGUGACCAGCGGCAAGAGGUUCUACGGCAAAGAGGGUUCGUACGGGAUCUUCGCCGGUCGCGACGCGUCCCGAGGCCUGGCCACCUUCUGCCUGGAGAAAGACGCCCUGCGGGACGAGUACGACGACCUGUCGGACCUCAGCGCCGUGCAGAUGGAGAGCGUCCGCGAGUGGGAGAUGCAGUUCAUGGAGAAGUACGACUACGUGGGCCGGUUGCUGAAACCGGGCGACGAGCCGUCGGAGUACACGGACGAGGAGGACGUCAAAGACAUCAAGGAGCACCCCAAACACGACUGACUCCGUCCUUACUUCAUCUGACCCCCCCCCCCUUUCAAAAAAAACAAACAAAAAAAAAAACCCUCGGACCGACCGCCGCCAUCUCAGGCCCCCCACCCCCUUUCCGGUUCUUUUUCUGGACGGGUUUCAGGAAAACAUAUUCUUCUCUGUUUUACCAUCUGGCCGACGUGUUCGCCCCCCCCCCCCCCCCCAUGGAGCUGUCAAAUCAAUCAAUCAAUCAAUCAAUGAAUCAUUUCCCCGUCGGGCACAGGUGUGGCAGUACCAAAUGUGCAAGGCAGGGCGGCGCUCUCCUCGUUGCUUGUGCACUACCAGUUGAUGUUCGUUAGUGUGCGGUGGGGGGGGGGGCUCAGCUCCGUGUUUUGGAAUCAUCGAAGGUGGGCGGGGGAGGAAGGCGAUUGGUGUCCCUAAUCAAUCGACUCAGUUGUUUACAAGCCGGCUAUACGUCUGUACCGCCCCCCCUUCAAAAAGUUACGGCCCAAGUAUUAGUCGUGCCUUAUUUGCUUUGUCGGCCCAGGUGGGGAACUAAAAAAAAAAAAAAAUAAGAAGAAGAAGAAAAAAUACACACACACACAAAAGAAGGCACACCAACUUGUAAAUAUUUAGCGCUUAGGACUCUUUCAGUCAGUGUUGCUGCCAUUUUCAUGUAGUCCAUUGUUGUUGUUGUUUUUUCUUAGGCCAAAUUACCCCCCCCCCCCCCCCCCCGGCCCCUGCGUGUGUCUCACUUUUGGGAAAGGUUGCAGAUUGUGUACAUAAGAAAAUAAUAUCCAUCAUUCUAUUCAAGCAUGUGCAAGACAAGAGUGAGCCGAGCGGCCAUUUUUGCCACCGUGUCGUCGUGUAUUUAAACGUCCGCCGGGAAGGGAUUUGUUCAUGUGUAAUAAAUGCUUUGGUUAGGAAUUGA
This is a messenger RNA of Syngnathoides biaculeatus (alligator pipefish), 1774 nucleotides long. It is a transcript of the gene pgrmc2, whose product is annotated as progesterone receptor membrane component 2. Bases 271 to 876 code for a protein of 201 amino acids. Gene Ontology annotation, cellular component: membrane; endomembrane system. The transcript has 3 exons. Lineage: Eukaryota; Metazoa; Chordata; Actinopteri; Syngnathiformes; Syngnathidae. The record is from RefSeq and is a predicted model, not a curated record.